AGUCUUUGGAGCCUAUUCUUUUUAAUUAAGUCUCCAUGCAUCCUCUUCUUUAUAAGAUCAUGGAUGGUUAUACAACAGUGCUAUGACCAGCUUUCAGCAAACAAAAUACAGUAGUCAGCUAUCUAGCAUGUCUCUUUUCAACCUCAAAACCUGUGGCAUUCCACAUAAACUCCAUCCUCAUUCUAAUUACCCAUCUCUCUCAGCUUCUUUGGAAUCUGGAAAGAAAAUUUCACCAGAAGCCCAUACAGAUGUCUUGGAUAUUCAGGGGAGAAAAGAAAGAAUCAGAAGCCUAUUUAGUAAGGUUGAACUAUCAGUUUCAGCAUAUGACACAGCAUGGGUUGCGAUGGUCCCUUCUCCUCGUCAUUCUCAGACUCCUUGCUUCUCCAAUUGUGUGGAUUGGAUUUUGGAAAACCAACUAAAUGAUGGAUCCUGGGGUCUUCCUCAUCAUAAUGGACAAUGGCUGAAAGAUGAUCUUUCAUCUACAUUAGCAUGUAUUCUUGCACUAAAGCGAUGGGGCGUGGGUAAAGAACAUAUCAAUAGGGGUACACAUUUUCUUGAGUUAAAUUUUGGCUCUGCUAUUGAUGACAGUCAGCCUGCACCAGUGGGUUUUGACAUCAUUUUUCCGGGAAUGCUUGAGUAUGCUACGACACUAGAUUUGAAGCUUCCUCUAGAUCAAACAACAUUCAACGAUAUGCUUAAAAAGAGGGACCGGGAGAUCAAAAGAUACUCAGAAAACCAGUCAUCACAAAGUGAAGCCUACUUGGCAUAUGUUUCAGAAGGGAUGGGAAAUUCACAAAAUUGGGACAUGAUCAUGAAAUUUCAGAGGAAGAAUGGUUCAUUAUUCAAUUCACCGUCAACUACAGCAGCUUCUCUGAGUCACACUCAAAAUACUGGUUGUCUUAAUUACCUCCGUGGAGUGCUGAAGAAGUUUGGAGAUGCAGUUCCAACAGUUUAUCCUUUCGACAUAUAUGCCCGCCUCUGCAUGGUUGAUAAUCUUGAUAAAUUGGGAAUUGAUUGGCAUUUUAGGCAGGAGAUCAGAACCGUGCUGGAUGAAACAUACAGUUCCUGGCUGCAGGAUGACGAAGAGAUAUUCAAGGAUGUGGCGACGUGUGCUUUGGCGUUUAGGAUUUUAAGGGUAAAUGGAUAUGAUGUUGAUUCAGAAAAAUUGACCCAAGUCGCCCAAGAAGAUUAUUACUGUAAUUCACACGGUGGACACUUGAAUGACACAUAUGAAGCGCUUGAGUUGUACAGGGCAUCUCAGAACAUCAUAUAUCCAAAUGAAACAGCUUUAGAGAAGCAAAAUUCAUGGUCCAAGAAUUUUCUGCAACGGAAAUUAAAUAACAGAUCGGUUCAUUCAGAUAAAUAUACCAGUGCAAUGUUUCAGGAGGUUGAGUAUGCUUUGAAGUUUCCUUACUAUGCAACUCUGGAACGAGUGGUUCACAGAAGAAGCAUAGAGCAAUAUAAUACAGGCAAUUUGAGAAUCCUAAAGACUUUGUGCCUUUCGGAAAAUAUUAGCAAUACCGAGUUCCCAAGAUUUGCAAUGGAGGACUUCAACACAUCUCAAUCUAUAUACCAAGAAGAAUUGAAGCUUCUUGAGAGCUGGACAGUAGAUAAUAAACUGAAAACGCUGGAGUUUGCACGCGAAAAGAAUGUGUAUUGUUACUUCUGUGCUGCGGCCAUGAUAUUUCCUCCUGAACUACAUGAGGCACGCAUAACAUGGGCCAAGUAUAGCAUUCUCACUGCUAAGGUGGAUGACUUCUUUGACAAUGGAGGUUCCAUGGAAGAACUACUAAACCUAAUUCAAUUGUUUAAAAAAUGGAAUGUAGAUGUGCACACUGAAUGCUGUUCUGAGAAUGUCCGGAUCUUAUUUUUAGCUCUUCGUAGCACAAUAUGCGAGACUGUGGACUGGGCUUCCAAAUGGCAGGGACGCAAUGUCACCAACCACAUGAUUGAAAUUUGGAUGGAGGUGCUGGAUACAAUGUUAAAAGAGGCCGAAUGGGCUAGAGGUACUUAUGUGCCAAAAAUGGAUGAAUACAUAGAAAAUGGUUAUGUAUCAUUUGCCUUGGGACCAAUUGUUCUGCCAACUAUCUACCUUGUUGGUCCUCAGCUCUCUGAGAGCGUUGUUGGGAGUGAUGAACUCCGCAACCUUUUCAAGCUUAUGAGCAUGUGUGGGCGCCUCCUGAAUGAUAUUCAGAGCUAUAAGAGAGAAUCUAAGCAAGGUAAACUAAAUUAUGUGCCAUUGCAUAUGAUUAACACUGAUUCGAGUAGUGAAGAAGAUGCUGUGGGAGAAAUUAAGCGCAUAAUUGAUGAUCAGAGAAGAGAACUACAGAGACUAGUAGUGGAAGAGAAGGAGAGUGUAGUCCCAAGAGUUUGCAAAGACUUGUUUUGGAAAAUGAGCAGAGUGGUGCAUCUUUUUUAUAUGAACGAUGAUGGUUUCACCUUAGAGAACAUGUUUGGGGCUGUCAAGGACGUUUUACAUAAACCUAUUUCCAGUGAUCUCAAGUGAAACUAUUAUCUAAUGCGCAACACACUAGCUCCCUUCACUACUACAGCUGGGAAAAGAGAAGAUCUUGAUGUGCAGCAAGACCGAUAAUGUGUAAACCCAUGCAUGCCAUUUGUUGCAUCCUGGUCCCUAGACCUGGAAUCCUUUCCUGUACCACCCAACACUGUGUUCACUUUUCCACAAUACCCACCUUUCUGUUCAUGUUCUCGUUCUACCCACCUUUUUCAUUUUCUCACCUUAUUUAAUACACUAAAUAUUAUGCAAGGUGACUUUUCCACAAUACCCACCUUUCUGUUCAUGUUCUCGUUCUACCCACCUUUUUCAUUUUCUCACCUUAUUUAAUACACUAAAUAUUAUGCAAGGUGGGUAGAAUAGGGAGAUGAAAAAAGGUGGGUAGAAUGGGAAAGUGAACGCAGUUGGUGCAACUUCUCUCUUCCUUGUGUAAAGUUUAAACUUCUUUCUUUCUCAGUUUCAGUUUUUGCAAGACUUCUUUUAUUUAAUUAA
Molecule: messenger RNA, 3007 nt
Organism: Daucus carota subsp. sativus
Lineage: Eukaryota; Viridiplantae; Streptophyta; Magnoliopsida; Apiales; Apiaceae
Product: terpene synthase 6, chloroplastic
Exons: 14
Coding region: 83-2506 (807 amino acids)
Biological process (GO): gibberellin biosynthetic process
Cellular component (GO): chloroplast
Molecular function (GO): terpene synthase activity; magnesium ion binding
Source: RefSeq, a predicted model, not a curated record